AUGGACAGCAGCAGCGGCCGCAACAAACAACGGCACCCAGAGCGCACGGAGCAUCCGCCGCCGCGGCGUUCACAAAGCGAUAAGAACUCACCGUCCGAGGCGUUGCAGAUCCAAGCCACCGGUGGCAGCAACAGCAACAGCAACGGCAGCCGCUCCCGCGGAGCCGAGCAACCCCGGAGUGCUCCUCCGGCCGAGACGACGCGAACGCCCACCACCAAGCCGAGCAAAACCGGGGCCGGCGUGGGCGCGUUCGGCCCUGUGGUGGGGCUGUCCGUGGUGGUCGCGGUGUCCAUGGCGGGGCUGCUCGGCGGGUGGCUCUGGGCCGUGUCCUGCGUGUGCGCCUGGCUAGCCGCCCUGUCCAGGUCCAGGCUUCGGCGGAGGGAGGCGGCCGGCGAGGUGGCGGUUGACGUGGACUCGACAGAUCACGAGGAACCGGUCGUGCUCCGGGGGCUGCUCGAGCGGGAUCGGACGAAGGCCGUGGCGGCAUAA
This is a messenger RNA of Miscanthus lutarioriparius, 489 nucleotides long. Lineage: Eukaryota; Viridiplantae; Streptophyta; Magnoliopsida; Poales; Poaceae. The record is from the annotation of a GenBank genome assembly.